Molecule: messenger RNA, 1413 nt
Organism: Trypanosoma grayi
Lineage: Eukaryota; Euglenozoa; Kinetoplastea; Trypanosomatida; Trypanosomatidae
Product: elongation factor TU
Exons: 1
Coding region: 1-1413 (470 amino acids)
Biological process (GO): mitochondrial translational elongation
Cellular component (GO): mitochondrion
Molecular function (GO): translation elongation factor activity; GTPase activity; GTP binding
Source: RefSeq, a predicted model, not a curated record
AUGUUCCGUACUGCCUUCCGCAGUGCUCUGUUAGCACCCAAGAAGGAGGCCUUUCUGCGUGGCAAGCCGCAUCUUAUCAUCGGUACCAUCGGUCAUGUCGACCACGGAAAGACGACGCUCACGUCCGCCCUCACUACAGUGCUGGCCAAGGUAGGUAAGGCGAAGGCACUUGACUACUUCGCCAUUGAUAAGUCCCCAGAGGAGAAGAGCCGAAAGAUCACCAUCAACGCAACGCACGUGGAAUACGAGUCGGAGAAGCGCCAUUACGGCCAUAUAGACUGCCCUGGCCACAUGGACUUUGUGAAGAACAUGAUUACCGGCGCAGCGCAGAUGGAUGGUGGUAUUCUUGUCGUGGCUGCCAAUGACGGAUGCAUGCCGCAGACACGCGAGCAUCUGCUCAUUUGUUCGCAGAUUGGUCUUCCCGCCCUCGUGUGUUUCAUCAACAAAUGUGACAUGAUGCACGGGCAGGAGGACAUGAUUGAGCUGGUCGAGAUGGAGGUGCGUGAGCUGCUUGAGAAGUACAAAUUCCCCGCUGAGGAGACACCGUUUGUCCGUGGCUCCGCGGUGAAAGCGCUGGAGGGCGACGCCGAGAACGAGGCGAAGAUCAUGGAGCUUGUAAAGAAGUGCGAUGAGUGGAUCCCCGAUCCGCCGCGCGCCACCGACAAGCCCUUCCUUAUGGCCAUCGAGCACGUCUACGAGAUUGGGAAGGACAAGAAAUGUGUCGUCGUGACGGGUCGUGUGGACCAGGGCUUGUUGAAGCUUGGCGCUGACGCCGAGCUCUCAGGCUUCAGCGCGAAGAAGAUGACGGUGAAGGUGACCGGCAUUGAGAUGUACCACAAGACGCUGGACGAGUGCAUGCCGGGCGAUUCCGUCGGCGCCAGCAUCGUCGGCAGCGGCGAAACGACGAGCCUAUCGAAGGACAACGUCGAGCGCGGCAUGGUGCUCUCCGCACCCGGCGCCACAACGCUCUUCAACAGGGUGCGCGCGCAGGUGUACGUGCUGACGAAGGAUGAGGGCGGCCGCCACACCGCCUUUAGUCCACACUACCGCCCGCAACUUUUCUUCCACUGCGCCGAUGUCACGGCCGACAUUAAUUUUCCCGAGAGCGAGAAGCUCGCGGCGGAGCUGAACAAGAAGUACGGUCGUGACGCAGAGGAGCAGAAGAAGAAGGAGGCGGAGCUGAAGGAGUUUGAGAAGACGCUUGUGUGUAUGCCGGGCGACAACCGCGAGCUCGUGCUGACGCUGGCCUACCCGAUGCCGGUGGAGAAGGGACUGAAGUUCACCAUCCGCGAGGGAAAAAUCACUGUUGGUUGGGGCGCUAUCACAGAGUGCAUUGCUCUCGACCCGAAGGUGAGCAUCGAAGGUGUGAAGCAGACGAAGGCCGUGACGGGUAAGCCGAAGAAGAAGAAGUAG